AUGGAGAAGAAAACAAUCAUGACGGAUAACGACUCACUACAAGUGAUCAUGAUGGAUAGUCAUUUAGCAGAUAUGAUGGUAAACUGCUCAAACCUGCUGGAGAGCAUCGACCCUCCGUUCCCGGCGCUUUUAAUUGACGACAGAGUAAUUGAAAGUCUGAAUCGAACUGAAUGUGGAAGAACACCUACCAUGAUCCGCCUGGGAGUAAAUACGCGACUGUUGACGUCCGUUGAAAAAGAGAGUUAUUUUCAAUAUGAAAUUGUGUUUUACGAAAAUUUUAAAGACAAGGACCACCUCCGGUUCUACGAUUUACCGACGAGAAUCAUUCCAAGGGUACCCGUUUGGGUCCAUGGAAAUCUUUCGAUUCCUUGGGACGUAAAGCGCUUCCUCGAGUUUUGGAAGCGUUCCAAGUUAGUGCAGUGCCGAGGGAUGAAGGUCGUUCGAAGUAUGCAAAGUCGCUAUCUUCCAUUAGAGAAGACGCUGCAGACGAUGUCUUCUCUCAUGUCUUAUCUCACGGAUUUCGACAUAUAUCCAUUCCUUUGCGGCGGCACCUUGUUAGGUUGGUAUCGGGAAUGUGACAUUAUUCCACAUACAAAGGAUGUCGACUUUGCUGCUCUGAUUGAGGAACACAAUCCAAGUCUUCUCACACAUCUACAAAGCAACGAAACAAAAUUUCGCCUCACCAGACUACUUGGACGGGUGAACGAUUCAUACGAGUUUUCGCUUCAACCACUUGGUGGCGGAAGGCCCUCCAUCGAUCUUUUUUGGAUGUACAGCACAGAAAACAGUUCCUGGGUUGGAGGAACAGCAAAGGAUGGGUCGAAGUUCAAGUACACCUACCCAAGGAAAGAGCUGUUGCAGCACAUAAAGUGUGAGGAUGGUAAGGAUUUCCUCAUGGAUAUAACGGCGUUUGUACGGACGGCCUGUAAAUGA
Molecule: messenger RNA, 933 nt
Organism: Angiostrongylus costaricensis
Lineage: Eukaryota; Metazoa; Nematoda; Chromadorea; Rhabditida; Metastrongylidae
Source: the annotation of a GenBank genome assembly